AGCACUGUCGCUGUUUUUGUUUACCUGUUCGGCUAUAGAGCUCGUCGUGUUAUUUCAAUUUUGACCGUCAACAUAAAAACAAUAAUUAAGUCAUGAGCGCCGAAUUAUCGGGGUUUCGGCGUUUUUUACAUUGGGGUCCAAUAACCGCUCUGAGCAUCAUUAAAUGCGUAACUCUGACCACGCUCUAUAUGAACUCGAUGUGGUGGCCACCAAAUGAAUCUUUCGCAGCGUUCGCACAUCAGGCGCUCUUCCUGCUGCUCUCCACGCUGGCCACAUUCAAUUACAUCAUGGCCACGCUGACAGGUCCGGGUCUGCUGCCGAAACAAUGGCAGCCAAAGGACCCCAAGGACACGGAAUGGUUGCAGUACUGCAAGGAAUGUGAGGGCUACAAGGCACCGCGAUCGCAUCACUGUCGCAAAUGCAAUCGAUGCGUAAAGAAAAUGGAUCAUCACUGCCCAUGGAUCAAUCAUUGUGUUGGCUGGGCUAACCACGCUUACUUUAGCUACUUUCUGCUCUUCUCUAUACUGGGCAGUCUGCAUGGCUCAGUGGUACUUAGCUGUUCCUUUUAUCGCGGCAUCCACCGCUAUUACUACCUGACCCACGGGCAGGCGCAUUUGGCCAGCGUACAGUUCACAGUCACCAGCAUUGUCAUGUGCAUUCUGGGGAUGGGCCUGGCUAUUGGCGUUGUCAUUGGACUGAGCAUGUUGCUCUAUAUUCAACUAAAGACUAUUGUCACAAACCAAACGGGUAUUGAGAUUUGGAUUGUGGAGAAGGCAAUCUAUCGCCGAUAUAAGGCGGCGACCUAUGAUCCCUUUGUCUAUCCAUACGAUUUGGGAUGGCGGCUUAAUCUGCGCCAGGUGUUUAACGAGGAGUGCCAAAAAUACGGCGAGGGCAUUGAAUGGCCCGUCGUCGAGGGCUGCGAUCAAUACACGCUGACCCGCGAGCAACUGGCACAAAAGGAGGAGAAACGUGCGCGGACACGCGUCUACAAAUGCAUAAGCCCGGUAACGGGCCGCUGGCUGCCGAUCUUCUCACAGGGCUGGCGAGUGUGUGUCAACGCACCCUGCACAGACGAGCCACGCAUUCGCCUACAGCCCGACGAUAUAAUCAGGGUGACGCGUUUCCGCCGGCACUGGUUAUUCGGCGAGCGUGUGCCCCCCGAACAGGAGUAUACCCGCAUGCAGGAGAAGCGUCAGCGCAAGGUUUCCAUGCGUGGCUGGUUUCCGCGUCGCAGUGUCGUUGCGAUCACUGAAGUGCCGGAUUCCGAAAGCAGCGAAGAUAUAAAACCCGUCAAGUCGACGUCUAGCAAUGGACACACUCAUGGAAAACAACAGCAACGCAAUGGUCACACCAAGAAGUACAUGUAGUUCCCAAAAAAGCGAUUAGGCUGGGAGCAUGCCGAGGCAACUUCAAUUACAACAUGUAAAAUGGUUGCUGUUCGGCUUGUGAAUAGCAAUAUAAAUUCUUUUAAAUGGCUCGAAUUCGAUAUGUAAUUUCAGGCUUACAUUGUUAGCUGUUUGCACUGUUAGCUGAAA
This is a messenger RNA of Drosophila hydei, 1535 nucleotides long. RefSeq names its product palmitoyltransferase ZDHHC6. The record is from RefSeq and is a predicted model, not a curated record. Gene Ontology annotation, biological process: protein palmitoylation. The coding region runs from base 93 to 1367 and encodes 424 amino acids. Gene Ontology annotation, molecular function: palmitoyltransferase activity. Gene Ontology annotation, cellular component: Golgi apparatus. NCBI's taxonomy places the organism in Eukaryota, Metazoa, Arthropoda, Insecta, Diptera, Drosophilidae. The transcript is spliced from 5 exons.